Molecule: messenger RNA, 2803 nt
Organism: Mangifera indica (mango)
Lineage: Eukaryota; Viridiplantae; Streptophyta; Magnoliopsida; Sapindales; Anacardiaceae
Product: transcription factor IIIB 60 kDa subunit-like
Exons: 20
Coding region: 677-2533 (618 amino acids)
Biological process (GO): transcription by RNA polymerase III; transcription preinitiation complex assembly; DNA-templated transcription initiation
Cellular component (GO): transcription preinitiation complex; nucleus; transcription factor TFIIIB complex
Molecular function (GO): TBP-class protein binding; RNA polymerase III type 3 promoter sequence-specific DNA binding; RNA polymerase III general transcription initiation factor activity
Source: RefSeq, a predicted model, not a curated record
UAGCUGAUAGGGGCCCUGCAGCCGCACCGCACAUUCAAUUGCUCUGUCAUGAAGAAAGGGAGGGAAAUAUUUUAGUGAUUAAUCGCCUGAACCUGCCUUUCUUUCUUUGCCAGGAGGGGUGACCCAAUCACUAAUCUAUCUAUCAAUGAGAGCCUCAUUCUAGAGGAAAUUGCUUCGGUGGAUCCAGUUGAUUAAGUCGUAGUGUCUGUCGAUACCCACCUGCUUGGAGUGCGCCUUUCUUAGAAAAAGAGUAACGAGUUGUCAUCCUUCCGUCCUUUUUGAUUUUAAGGAAACGAGGGCCCUUAUCCUACUUAUUUGUUUUUUUGACGAGUGCUCAAGAUUGGAAUGGAAGUAUGGGAAUCGGACAACCUAUUAUUCUCAAGAGUUGACGUAUGACUAUUCUUGCAACAUACCCAGACACUCGCCAGCAACACUCAAGAUCAGAAACCCGGCGCAAGUCUGUUACUUCAAUUUCCAAGGUCCCACCUUACACCCAAUAAAACCAUUCCACAUGUCACAGUCAGUGACUUCUAUUUAACGGAACAUAACUCAAUUCUUCGGCCCACGUAAACCCCAAUUACUCUCAAUAAAACCCCACAUUCUCAGUUUCCUCUCACACGACUUCAGAUUCGAGGUAGUUACUUCGUUUUCUUUUUUUUUUUUUUUUUCCAGAAGAAUGGUGUGGUGUACGUCCUGUGGCAAAAAUGUUACUGGAACCCGUCCUUAUGAUUCUCAAUUAUUCUGUGAACUGUGUGGGAAAGUUCUAGACUAUUACAAUUAUUCCACUGAAGUUACAUUCGUGAAGAAUGCAUCUGGGCAGAGUCAAUUGUCAGGAAAUUUGAUAAGAACUAUUCAAAGUGAAUAUGGAGCCUCCCGGGAACGGUUAUUGGAACGAGCUUUUGAUGAUAUGAGACAAAUGAAGAAUGCCUUAGGUAUUGGUGACAGUGAUGAGAUAGUUCACAUAGCUAAACGCCUCUAUGGAAUGGCUGUUGCACGGAAUUUCACUAGGGGGCGUAGAACAGAGCAAGUGCAAGCUUCUUGUCUAUACUUUGCAUGCAGGGAGAAAAUGAAGCCAUUUCUUCUAAUUGAUUUUGCCAAUUACUUGAAUGUCAAUGUUUAUGAGCUGGGUGGUGUAUAUUUGCAGCUGUGCCAAGUGCUGUACCUUGCAGACGAAUCCAAUAUACAGAAACAACUUGAUCCUUCCAUAUUUUUGCCUAAAUUUACUGACCGAUUACUACCAGGAGGGGAUAAGAAGGUUUGCGGUACAGCUCGGGAUAUUUUGGCUAGCAUGAAACGAAAUUGGAUUACGACAGGUAGAAAGCCUAGUGGAUUGUGUGGUGCUGCUUUGUACAUAUCUGCACUUACACAUGGUCUCAAGUUCUCCAAGUUAGAUGUUGUGAAAAUUGUGCAUAUAUGUGAAGCUACACUCACAAAGCGGUUGACUGAAUUUGAGAACACAGAUUCUGGAAGCUUAACGAUUGAGGAUUUCCUGGCUAGGAAUAAGGAGCUGCAAGGAAGUUACUCAACUGAUCACCCCAGUUCUGUGUCGAAAGAAUCAAGCUUAACUGAGGUUCUUUGUAAACAUAAGGAUACUGGUAAACCAUUUGCAUAUGGGCUUUGUAGAAGUUGUUAUGAUGAAUUUAUGACAAUUUCAGAAGGACUUGAGGGGGGAGCAGAUCCUCCAGCCUUCCAGGCUGCUGAAAAAGAGAGAAUGGCCAAAGAAUCUGCCGAGGAAAAUACACUUUUUGAGGAAGAACUAGACAGCCCAGUUAUGAGCAAGGCCACAAAAGUAAAGUUGGUAGAGCCAGAAAGUAAUGGGCUUUCAGAAGCUGGUAGAAAGGAGGCAACCAAUAAUGGUGAUGAUUAUAGUAAAUCACCCAGACAUGAUACUGGUACUGAAGCUUCAGAUGAAUCAGAUAACUUUUCAGACAUUGAUGAUCUUGAGGUUGAUGGCUACCUUCACAAUGAGGAGGAGCAACAUCUCAAAAAGAUAAUUUGGGAAGAAAUGAACCGGGAGUAUGUUGAGGAACAAGCAGCAAAGGAAGCAGCUGCAGCAGCUGCUAGGGAAGCCUUUGAGGCUAGUUUCAAAGGCAAUCCUGAGGAAUUAAAAGCUGCAAGGGAGCUUGCUGCUGCUGCUCAAGCUAAUGUGGCCAAAUAUAAGAAGGAAAAACAACUAAAACGAGCUGCAGAAGCAAAAAACACUGCUCCGGCUCAGACUGCAUUAGAAGCCACUCGCCAAAUGCUGAAUAAAAAGAGGCUCAGCUCCAAAAUCAACUAUGAAGUGCUGGAGAAACUUUUUGAGGAUUCUGAGGAUGCAGAUAAUACCAAGAGACCGCGAACUAAAUCACAAGAGAAUGAAGACAAGUUGGCCAGUACAGGGAAAAAAGAGCACGAGUGGGAUGAUACAUUAGAAGAUGGUGACCUGGAUGGAGAAGACGAUUACAAUAAUGAGCAGGAUGCAGAAGGAAUGUUUUAUAAUGAACUGGAUUAUGAAAAUCCAGACGACACAUUCGAUCUCGAAGAUGACUAUUAAUUCCAACAUUGAUUUGUCUCAAUGGGUCAACUGCCUUCGUCAGGACGAUUAUUUCUGGAGGACUCUUAUCUUGAAAUCAAUGGGUACUGGCCUCAAAACUAAGCCUGGAAAAUGUUCAAAUGUACUAAUUUUUUUAAAAAAAAUUGUCUUAUCAUAUAUUCUUGGAAUACCUCACCAUUCUUUGCUCCAUCUCACCUGAUAGAUUACUGUAGUCCUUUGCAACAAUUGACAGUCUCUGCAUAUGAAAUUUUGUUGUCAUUUGAAACUAAA